Molecule: messenger RNA, 921 nt
Organism: Saccharomyces eubayanus
Lineage: Eukaryota; Fungi; Ascomycota; Saccharomycetes; Saccharomycetales; Saccharomycetaceae
Gene: ADE1
Product: phosphoribosylaminoimidazolesuccinocarboxamide synthase
Exons: 1
Coding region: 1-921 (306 amino acids)
Biological process (GO): 'de novo' IMP biosynthetic process
Cellular component (GO): cytoplasm
Molecular function (GO): phosphoribosylaminoimidazolesuccinocarboxamide synthase activity
Source: RefSeq, a predicted model, not a curated record
AUGUCAAUUACAAAGACUGAUUUGGACGGAAUACUGCCAUUGGUGGCCAGAGGUAAAGUUAGAGACAUAUACGAGGUGGACGCUGGUACGUUGCUGUUUGUCGCUACGGACCGUAUUUCUGCAUACGAUGUUAUCAUGGAAAACAGCAUUCCAGAAAAGGGGAUUUUGCUGACCAAGUUAUCGGAGUUCUGGUUUAAGCUGCUCUCCAACGACGUACGCAACCAUUUGGUGGAUAUCGCUCCAGGAAAGACCAUUUUCGACUACUUGCCUAAACAAUUGAGUGAGCCCAAGUACAAAACCCAACUGGAAGGCCGUUCUUUGUUGGUUCACAAACACAAGCUAAUUCCAUUGGAAGUCAUUGUCAGAGGCUACAUCACCGGAUCUGCUUGGAAGGAAUACGUAAAAACCGGCACCGUGCACAGCUUGAAGCAGCCUCAGGGGCUCAAGGAAUCUCAAGAGUUCCCAGAACCAAUUUUCACUCCUUCGACCAAAGCUGAACAAGGUGAGCAUGACGAAAACAUUUCUCCCGCCCAAGCUGCUGAACUGGUGGGUGAAGAUCUGUCUCACAGGGUGGCAGAGCUGGCCGUAAGACUAUAUUCCAAGUGCAAAGAGUACGCAAAGGAAAAGGGCAUUAUCAUUGCUGACACCAAAUUUGAAUUCGGUAUUGACGAAGAGACCAACGAAAUCAUCCUAGUGGACGAAGUGUUAACCCCAGACUCUUCCAGAUUCUGGAACGGUGCCUCCUACAAGCUAGGCGAAUCCCAAGAUUCUUACGACAAACAAUUUUUAAGAGACUGGCUUACUGCCAAUAAGUUGAACGGUGUUAACGGUGUGGAAAUGCCUCAAGACAUCGUCGACAGAACCAGGGCCAAGUACAUAGAAGCUUACGAGGCAUUGACGGGCUCCAAAUGGGCUCAUUAA